UCCAUUUCAUCUGCUUGGUGCUGCCGGCUACUAUAUCUUGAUGCUUUGUUGAUUAGUACCAUGGAUUGGCUGGAUCUGUGUGAGCCAAGCCAAAACAACAGAUUCGAGUGGGAGUCAGUUCAGUCAAAAAACCAAAAGGGGAAACCGAGAGGGAAACAUGGGGUAAGGUGAGGAACGUGGGAGAAAUACUCCUGAGCAGAUGGAUAUACAGAUGUCUCCAGAUCCCUAUCCUCUUUAUCUGAAAAAAGCUAUUAUCCAGCAUGGUCAGUUGGUCAAGGAGUAUGGAUUAUAUAUCUGACCGUGACUUACAGAGUAGCAACAGGGCCCAAUACUUAGUAGUACAUGCUAGUUUCUACUAAUCAGUCAAAUAGGGCUCAAUAUGGAUUAGUUACAUUUCAUAAUCUGCAAGAAAUUAAUUUACUUAGUAUAUUGUAUUAAACAUAUAGGCAAUUAAUGUCCUCAAUAUCAAAGAAUUGUAUUUCAGGCCAACAUAUUUUUGCUGUGUUUGUGUGUAAAUUUGCAGUAACAUGAAUAUAGUUUAUAAAUUAACUGUCAUCUACAUCUUCUUCACUUUGGAUGUCACUUUCAUCAUCUGUAUCUGUAUACUCAGCGCCAUCACUUUCAGAAUCUUCCUCUUCUUCUUCCUCUUCAAACAUAUCAUCUUCAGAAUGUGUUACUGGUUCUGCUUCAAUGGGUUCACAUUCGACUCCAUCUUUACUGAGAACCGUAGGGAAGAAAGUCAUACAAAUCACGUGGCUUCGUCUUGACUACAACAAACCAUUUAGGGUCUCUAGUAUCUUUGACAUAAUAUACUUGCUCAGCUUGUGUUGCCAAAAUAUAUGGCUCAUCAAUUGGCAAUGUACGGGAAGUAUUAAUUAAGGUACAUAGAACAAAAAUUUACACAUUCUUGCAAAAUAUAUGCCUCAGCUAUCGAUCCUUCAGGGCGAGCUUUGUUUUUUACAAAUGACUUCAACCUUCGCAAAAACCUUUCAAUGGGAUACAUCCACCGAUACUGGACAGGUUCACCAGCAAUAGCUUCCUAGGCUAAAUGGAUUGGUAGAUGCAACAUUACAUCAAAGAAUGAGGGGGGGGGAAUCAUCUCUAACUUACAGAGGGUACAGCUAUUGAUGAUGCAAGCUUCUUGAGAAUUACAGUAUCUAAUUUCUUGGAACAAAUUUCUCUAAAAAAGCUACAUAGCUCAAUUAUAGCCUCACAAACAUUAGCAGGCAGAACUCCACGAAUAGAAAGUGGAAGGUAUCUGUGUAAAAAUACAUGACAAUCAUGACACUUCAUCCCUGAUAUUUUAGCUUUUGUUGCAUCCACAUAGUGUGAAAUUUUUGAAGAGUAUCCAUCUGGCACUUUUAUUUCUCUAAGGAACUCACAAAAUGCUUUCUUCUCAGCUAGUGUCAUUGUAUAGCAUGCAGGACGAAAUAAGAACUUCCCAUCACCAGUUGGAGGUGCAUGAAGUUCAUGUCGUAUUUUCAUGAGUUCCAAAUCAAACCGGGAUUUAAUAUUGUCCUUUGUCUUCCCAUCCAGAUUUAACAAGAUUGACCAGAUAGGAUCUACUAUCAUUCUGUACGCAAAAUUCCCCGAGAUCUCAAUGGCAGACUAUCAGUGUGUAAUGACACAAGUUGAGCGACAGUACAAUGUAAGACGCCACAAACUGUACAAGACCUAUUGCACAACAAAACAGUGCCCUAGUCAUGUUGCGCCAGAGGACUGGCAGUGGUUGAUUGAUAACUUAUGGAGUGAUGAGCAGUUCCAGAAACGGAGCAAACAAAAUUCCAUUAAUAGAUCAAAGCAAGAGAUGAAAUCACAUGUUGGAACAAAGUCUAUAGUGCAAAUAGCACAUGAACUGAGAAAUCCAGUGACAGGUGAAUGGACUAGUGCUAUAGAUGUUUGGAAGGCAACAUAUUUGAAGAAUGGAACAUGGUCUGUUUCUAAUGGCGAAGAAAUUCUGAACAAUCUGCAGACAACAGCUGAAACAAACUAUGAAAGGAUUGCAGCUGCUAAAAUCCCAAUGGUUGAACUCUUUGCAUUAGUCCUUGGCAGAAAGCCAAACCACUCGCGUGGAGUUGGUAUUAGUGCAAUCAAUGAGGGAGCUCAAGAGAGGUACAAAGUUCAUGCACAAGCAGAAGCUGCCCAACAGCAAGCCAAUGAUGCACAUCAACAAGCUGCUGUUUUGCUCGAAGAAGUUCAAAAAUUGACAGUAGAAAACUUGCAAUUAAAGGGCGAGUUGCAGUCUCAGCGUGAAGAGUUGAAUUCUCAGAAAAGAACCGUAGAGGAACAAAGUGGUCACAUGGAGCGUUUCUUGGACCAGGAACUUGAGGAAAGAAUGAAAGCAAUGUGGGCACGCAUGGGUGGCACUGGUGGUGCUUCAUCUUCAAGUGCCCCAAACAAUUAAGAAUUUCCAAGUUGACAAAGACUGGCGUCGUGGAGUUGCUACAAAGUUUUGUCCAUCUAGGCGAGCAUCCUAGAGUCCGUGUCCCAAGUUUCAUUUGUUGCUUAGGUGUUCAGUUAUCAAUUUAGUUAUGGUCUUAGUUGAAAUGCUCUUUGUAUGAGCACUUUGUUAUCAUUCAUUAAUAAAGGAUAGUUUCCUCUAGUGUGAGGAACCCUUUUUAAUUUAGGUGAUAUUUCAAUUGAGUUCUGAAGUGCUCUAUUCCAAGCAUACUGUAAUCAUUCAUGAAUAAAGAGGUGCUCUGUUAUGAAUGUUUAAACUUGCCAUUGCUC
Messenger RNA from Oryza sativa Japonica Group (Japanese rice), 2730 nucleotides. NCBI's taxonomy places the organism in Eukaryota, Viridiplantae, Streptophyta, Magnoliopsida, Poales, Poaceae. The record is from RefSeq and is a predicted model, not a curated record.